Messenger RNA from Emiliania huxleyi CCMP1516, 1510 nucleotides. RefSeq lists its product as hypothetical. The coding region runs from base 1 to 1356 and encodes 451 amino acids. NCBI's taxonomy places the organism in Eukaryota, Haptophyta, Isochrysidales, Noelaerhabdaceae. The transcript is spliced from 7 exons. The record is from RefSeq and is a predicted model, not a curated record. Gene Ontology annotation, molecular function: DNA binding.
AUGACGACUUCAUCCCGCCCGCAGCGCCUCGCUAGCCUCGGGCUUGGCAACAUGAACCGGCGAGAGGUGCCUGUCGGGCAGUACUGGCAGGUGCAGGUGCCCGCUUGGCGCGGCAUCGUAACAUCGUCCGACGCUGCUGCUGCAGACCCGUCGUCAGCGGCGCAAAUGACGGCAAACGCCGACCCGGUGCCGCAGUCGUCGAUUGAGGAGGAGUUGGCGAGGCGGACGGCCCGCAAACUCACCGCCCUCGCGUUUGAGGAGGACUGCGCCCACGCGCACCGGAUGGCAGCCGCUGUCGACCCCGCCUUGGACAACGGGGAGAGCCUGCGCCUCACCUCGUCGGGCUCGUACCUGUCUCGCUGGGGCGCUCGUCCGCCGCCGCCCGGCCCCGACGACGCGCUCGGCUUCGCGGCGGUGCUUCGAGCGGCGAGGGCCGAGGCGAAGGCGCUGGAGAGUGCGCCUCCAAAGCCAAAGCCGCAGCAAAAGCAAAAGGCGGCGCGGGCGCCGCGUGCGAGGCUGAGGGACAUGGGGGCGGUGCCGGGCGAGAACUUUACGGAGGGGCUGCGCCUGCUCGCCGAGUACCUCGACGAGUGCGGCGGCGACGGCAGCAGCCUCAUCGCCGACUGGCAGUGCCGGGUGCGGAAGGAGGGGAACACUGCGGGGACGAGCGACAUGUACUACUACUCCGACAAGGGCCAGCGCCUCCGCUCAAGGGCCGAGGUGGCUCGGUUCUUCAGGCUGGAGCCGAUCAAGAGGAGCGGCAAGAGGCCAAAGCUGAGCGGAGGAGCGGCCCCGGUGGCGGCGGCGGCGGCAAGGCCCUACGACCCAUCCGCCAUCGCCUCCUCAGAGCCCGCACCGCCGCCCGCCUCCGUCGCCGCUGCGCCGCCCGCCGCGCCGCCCGCCGCGCCGCCCGCCGCGCCGCCCGUCGCGCCGCCCGUCGCGCCGCCCGCCGAGCCGCCCGCCGAGCCGCCCGCUGAGCCGCCGGGCGCUGGCGAGGGAUGCGUCUCGCUCAAGCUGCAGGGUGCUGCGGGGCAGGGUGAGGUGGCGGCGGCGCAGGGGGCAGCGGAGCUGACGGCGGCGCAGGGGGCAGCGGCGGGUGCGGUGGCGGGUGCGGUCGCGGUCGUGGCCGUGGCCGCGCGCACGAUCAAGCCGCCUCGCGGCAAGCCGCCGCGCGCAGAGGGGUGCCGCGUGGCGUGGGACGGCGCCAUUGGCUGCUACCGGACGGCGGAGGAGCCUCCGAGGUACUGGCACGGCGCGGCGAAGCUUGGCGAAGGCGAGGCGGCGGCGAGGCGGCUGGAAGGCGAGCGUGCCGUGGUGUGCUGCCUGGAGCUUGCCCGAGGCGUGACGCUGGACUGACUCCCCGCGGCUCGCGCGGAGACGGGAGUUCUUGUUCGUUCCCUCCGUUGCUUUCGUUAUCUCAGGGUGGCGCGCGCGAGACAUGACUCAUGAGAAGGAGUCUGUCCGAGACACGAUCGAUUCGUUUUUCAUUAGCAUUCCACGUAAUAAACUU